Epinephelus lanceolatus (giant grouper) is the source of this 4734-nucleotide messenger RNA. The record is from RefSeq and is a predicted model, not a curated record. Lineage: Eukaryota; Metazoa; Chordata; Actinopteri; Perciformes; Serranidae.
UUAAUGAGCUCAAUUUAAAGCUGCAGGGCCAGAACAAUUCAGUUGCUGAUUUGAUGACAGCUGUUUGCUCUUUCCAGAGGAAGCUGGACAUUUUCAAAGAUCUCGAAGGAGAGUGUGAACACUUCGCCAAAACUGCAGGAACAGAUUCAGGACUUGAGAAGAUGAGUGAUUUGGGGGAAGAGGAGGACAGAGCAGGGUCUUUAGUGUCCGGCUGCCUGUCUAUGAAGAGUGACCAGUCCAAAGACAUUCCUUUAUUCUUCAGUAAUGAACCUGGACCAUCAGAUAUAAAAGAGAAGAAGAAGAGGUGUCAUGUUUCUGUGGAGGAGCAGAGUUCCUGCUGUGCUUUGUGUCAGGACGUCCUGAAGGAUCCUCUCUCUACCAGCUGUGGACACUGGUUCUGCAGACAGUGCAUCACCUCAUACUGGGACCAGUCUGCUUCAUCAGGAGACUCCUUGUGUCCCCAGUGUGGAAAAAAACCCAGAACAAGAGCUGGACUGCAGACAGCCAGUCAGACCAGUGCUGUACAAGCAGAUGUUUGUCUGCAGGAGGUUUUAGAUGAACACAAGAUCAGUCUGAAGAGGAGAUGUGAAUGUGUGACUGAGGGAACUGAUGAAACAGGAAGUGGAACCCACCACAACAGGAUCUACACUGAGCUCUACAUCACAGAGGGACAGAGUGAAGAGGUUAAUACCCAACAUGAGGUGAGGCAGCUUGAGACAGUUUCCAAGAUGAAGACACUACAUGACAAUCCAAUCAAAUGCCACGACAUCUUUAAAGCCUUACCUGACCAACAGGAACACAUCAGAGUCAUUCUGAAAAAAGGUGUCGCUGGAAUUGGAAAAACCAUCACAGUGCUGAAGUUCACUCUGGACUGGGCAGAGGGUUUGGAAAACCAAGAUGUCAGUCUGGUGAUUCUGCUUUCGUUCAGGGAGCUGAACUUGAUCAAAGAUGAGCAGUACAGUCUUCUCAAGCUGCUCCAUGAUUUCCAUCCAACAUUACAGAAAGUCAAGGCAGAGGACCUCGCUGUCUGUAAAGUUCUGUUCAUCUUUGACGGCCUGGAUGAAAGCAGACUUUCAUUGGAUUUCCACAACAAUGAGGUUGUGUCUGAUGUCACACAGGAGUCAUCAGUCAAUGUGCUGUUGACAAACCUCAUCAAGGGGAAUCUGCUUCCAUUGGCUCUUGUCUGGAUAACUUCCCGACCUGCAGCAGCCAAUCAGAUCCCUCCUGCAUGUGUUGACAGGGUAACAGAAGUAAGAGGCUUCACUGACCCACAGAAAGAGGAGUACUUCAGGAGGAGAGUCAGUGAUGAAGAGCUCUCCAGCAGAAUCAUCUCACACAUCAAGACUUCCAGGAGCCUCCAUAUCAUGUGUCUAAUCCCAGUCUUUUGCUGGAUCACUGCUACAGUUCUGGGUCACAUGUUGACCACAGAGCAAAGAGGAGAGCUGCCCAAGACCCUGACUGAACUGUAUUCACACUUCCUGUUGGUUCAGACAAAGAGGAAGAAGCAGAAGUAUGAUGAGGGACAUGAAACGUGUCCACAGGAGCUGACAGAGGCAGACAGGGACAUUCUCCUGAAGCUGGGGAGGCUGGCGUUUGAACAUCUGGAGAAAGGAAACAUCAUGUUCUACCAGGAAGACCUGGAGCAGUGUGGUCUUGAUGUCACAGAGGCCUUGGUGUACUCAGGAGUUUGUACAGAGAUCUUCAAAAGAGAGAGUGUGAUCUUCCAGAAAUCAGUCUACUGCUUUGUUCAUCUGAGCGUUCAGGAGUUUCUGGCUGCAGUCUACAUGUUCCACUGUUACACCAACAGGAAGACAGAGGUACUGGAGGACUUCCUGGGGAAAGACUGGAACUACAAACACAGAGAUUCAAACUCACAGUGUUUUCUCAAGAAGAUUUCUAAGUAUCUUGAAACAAAUGAAGAUGAGUACUGUGAUUAUAAGAAUUACACUGACUCAUCCCUGGACGUCUUCUUAAGGAAGGUAAUGACCAAAUCACUUGAAAGUAAAAAUGGUCACCUGGACCUGUUUGUUCGCUUCCUUCAUGGCCUGACACUGGAGUCCAACCAGAGACUGUUAGGAGGUCUGCUGGGUCAGACAGACAACAGUUCAAGAAGCAUCAGAAGAGCCAUCAAAAACCUGAAGGAGAUGAGCAGUGAUGAGAUCUCUCCUGACAGAAGCAUCAACAUCUUCCACUGUCUGGUGGAGAUGAACGACCACUCAGUUCAUCAGGAAAUCCAAGAGUUCCUGAAGUCAGAGAACAGAUCAGAGAAGAAACUCUCUGAGAUCCACUGCUCAGCCCUGUCCUACAUGCUGCAGAUGUCAGAGGAGGUUCUGGAUGAGUUGGACCUGAAUAAGUACAACACAACAGAGGAGGGACGACUGAGACUGAUUCCAGCUGUGAGGAACUGCAGAAAGGCUAAACUGUCUCGCUGUGGAAUCUCAGAGACUCACUGUGAAGUUGUGGCCUCAGCUCUGAAGUCCAACCCCUCCCAUCUGAGAGAGUUGGACUUGAGUUACAACACAUUGCAGGAUUCAGCUGUGAACCAGCUAUCUACUGGACUGGGGAAUCCAAACUGUAAACUGGAGACUCUGAGAUUGAGUUACUGCGGUUUGUCAGAGAUCAGCUGUGUUUCCCUGGCCUCAGCCCUGAAGUCCAACCCCUUCCAUCUGACAGAGCUGGAAUUGAGUAACAACAGCAAGCUGCAGGAUUCCGAAGUGAAGCUGCUGUGUGAUUUUCUGGAGAGUCCACACUGCAGACUGAAGACUCUGAGAUUGUGGGGCUGCAGUUUGACGGAGAUAAGCUGUGUUUCUCUGGCCUCAGCUCUGAGGUCCAACCCCUCCCAUCUGAGCAAGCUUCAGCUGAAUAACAACAAGCUGAAGGAUGCAGGAGUGAAGUGGCUGAGUGAUUUUCUGGAGAGUCCACACUGUAGACUGGAGACUCUGAGAUUAAGGGACUGCAGUUUGUCAGAGAUCAGCUGUGUUUAUCUGGCCUCAGCUCUGGAGUCCAACCCCUCUCAUCUGACAGAGCUGGACCUGAGUGGAAACAAGCUGCAGGAUUCAGGAGUGAAGCUGCUGUGUGAUUUUCUGGAGAGUCCACACUGUAGACUGGAGACUGUGAGAUUGAGUGACUGCAGUUUGUCAGAGAUCAGCUGUGAUUCUCUAGCCUCAGCUCUGAAGUCCAACCCCUCCAAUCUGACAAAGCUGGAGCUGAGUAACAAUGACCUCAAGGAUUCAGGAGUGAAGCUGCUGUGUGAUUUUCUACAAAGUCCACACUGUAGACUGGAGGCUCUGAGAUUGAGUUUCUGCAGUUUAUCGGGGAUCAGCUGUGUUUUUCUGACCUCAGCCCUGAAAUCCAACCCCUCCCAUCUGAUAGAGCUGCAGCUGAGUGGAAACAAGCUGAAGGAUUCAGACAUGAAGCUGCUGUCUGAUUUUGUGGAGGGUCCACUGUAUAGACUGGAGACUCUGAGAUGGGAGUGAGAGUUUCAUCCAACAGUGACUGAAAGAGGAAUUGCAACAGCCCUCACUUAUGGAACUAAGAUACAACAGAAAACUGGGCGUACGGUCAGUUCCAUGCAAAGCCUGGCAUUUAUCAGUGUGGACGUGGGUGGAGACUACCAACAAAUCCCAUGUCAGGUCUCAUCUUGUGUACGUCAGUUUAAGUCAGAAUGAACAUGAGUGAGAUAAGCUAUGUUUGAGUUAUGUCUUUAUUGUGUAAAUUAAAGCUUUUAAAAAGACCCAGCACUAUUGGUAAAUUGAACUUAACAUUUUGGAAAAAAAAGGCAGUUUAGAACAGGCCCAAAGUUACCGAUGUAAGGGAGGGGAGGGGAAACUGAACAUACCCUAGUGAAUGAGCGGACAGCCAUGGCAAGCACACCUGCAGACAAGGGGUGGACAGUAGAUAGCUAUGGUAUGCAUAUGAAAACCUUGCCAAACAGUCAGCAUUUCUAUUUCCAGCUCAGAAAAGUUUUUCUUCUUGGCCAUAUUAUGCCUCUUCAUGUUGGAAACUCUCAGGGCGGGGCCUUUAAACCGAGAAUACAUUGUGGCAGGAUCUAUAAAUGACAACUGUCCAUAGCAGUCAGAAUUAUCAACACCCUAUCAUUCCCACACUGUGAUUGGCUGGAUAAAAAUGUUUAAUAAAUCACACGCAAAGCCUGUCGUAAGAUGAUUUCUGUUCUCGGAUCUGUGCUGGUUUGUACGUUAGUUUGAUAAAGGAGGGCUAACAAGUGGAGAUGACUUGGUGCUGCAGUCUGAGCUGCUCUGAGAUCAACUCCACUGAUGUCAAGUCCACCACCAUCCCUAUGUGUUCCUCUGGAUCAGACUGAGUGUCAUCAGCUGCUGCUCUGUCCUUCUGCAAUGACUCUGCAGACACACUGAGACUCCUCCACUCCUCCUGUUCCACACUCAGCCACCUCCUCCACUCUCCACCUCCGGCUGGAUCUUGGUUUAGGUGCUGGUUUUUAUUUAGGUUUUGGUUUCUGAAAGUAUUCUGGAUCAUCCACAGCAGGGGCUUGUUUUGGAAAGGUUUCUGAUUUUUUUUUUAUUUUAUUUUGGUUGUAUUAAAGUUUCAGUUUUAUACCUGUCUUUAUGCUCUGAAACAUGUGACCAUCUGUAUCUGUUAAAACCUGCAGAUUGUUACUGUUAAUGGAACUAAAACUGUCCAUUUACAUUUAAUUCAAAGCUCCGGUGUGUUGGAUUUAGGGGGGAAUAUUGGCAGAAAUAAACAUAAUAUUCAUAA